AUGACAGGACAAAGACUCUCUGGUAAGGUGGCUAUUGUGACAGGUGCUGCUGGUGGUAUUGGUUUUGAAACUGCAGUCUUGUUUGCCAAAGAAGGUGCCAAAGUAGUAUGUGCUGAUGUGAAUGAAAAGGGCGUCCAAAACACGGUUACCAAGAUCUCUGAACUCGUCGGCAGUGGUGUCGCUAUUCCAUUCAAGGCAGACGUCUCCAAAGAGGAUCAGGUCAAGGCCCUGGUAGAAAAGGCAGUGGAGGCAUAUGGCAAACUCGACAUCAUGUUCAACAAUGCAGGCAUCAUGCACCCAGAGGACGACAAUGCCCUCAAUACAGAAGAACGCAUCUGGAACCUGACCAUGGACAUUAACGUGAAGGGCGUUUGGUUUGGCUGCAAACAUGCUAUCAUCGCCAUGCGUAAGAGUGGAGGUGGAUCUAUUAUCAAUACAGCUAGUUUCGUUGCAUUGAUGGGUGCUGCCACCCCUCAAUUAGCCUAUACCGCAUCCAAGGGCGCAGUGUUGGCCAUGACUCGAGAACUUGCUAUGGUGCAUGCGCGUGAGAACAUUCGAUUCAACUCACUCUGUCCUGGUCCUAUCCGUACUCCCUUGCUGAUGGAUUUCUUAAACACAGAGGAAAAGAAGCAGCGUCGCUUGGUUCAUGUGCCUCAGGGCAGAUUUGGUGAGGCCAUUGAGCAAGCCUAUGGUGCACUCUUCUUGGCAUCCGAUGAGAGUUCCUUUGUUACAGGCACUGAUUUCCGCGUUGAUGGUGGUUUAUCCAAUGCCUAUGUUACACCUGAAGGCGAACCCACUGGCACCGUACCUACUAAUUUCGCGGAUCUCUAA
Messenger RNA from Mucor velutinosus, 831 nucleotides. RefSeq lists its product as uncharacterized. The transcript is spliced from 6 exons. The record is from RefSeq and is a predicted model, not a curated record. Lineage: Eukaryota; Fungi; Mucoromycota; Mucoromycetes; Mucorales; Mucoraceae. Bases 1 to 831 code for a protein of 276 amino acids.